Cydia splendana is the source of this 807-nucleotide messenger RNA. RefSeq names its product translationally-controlled tumor protein homolog (gene Tctp). Bases 123 to 641 code for a protein of 172 amino acids. Gene Ontology annotation, molecular function: calcium ion binding. The transcript has 3 exons. Gene Ontology annotation, cellular component: cytoplasm. The record is from RefSeq and is a predicted model, not a curated record. NCBI's taxonomy places the organism in Eukaryota, Metazoa, Arthropoda, Insecta, Lepidoptera, Tortricidae.
ACGUAUCUAGCAACAUUUCAAUAUCCCCUUCUUUCUUUUUGAAAGCCCUUUCCGGUUUAGUUCUUGGGGCUAGAGGCCGUAGUUUCGGUUUUUAUUAUUUAUAUCGCCCUUAAUCCAUCAAAAUGAGAAUCUAUAAAGAUAUUAUUACUGGUGACGAGAUGUUCUCGGACACAUACAAAAUGAAGCUGGUCGAUGAAGUAAUUUACGAAGUGACCGCUAAACUUGUGCAGAGAUCCCAGGGCGAUAUCCAGAUCGAGGGUUUCAACCCCUCGGCUGAGGAGGCCGAUGAGGGCACUGACUCUACCGUGGAGACUGGAUUAGACAUAGUUCUCAACCACAGGCUUGUGGAGACAUAUGCCUUCGGUGACAAAAAGUCGUAUACACUGUACCUUAAGGACUACAUGAAAAAAUUAGUUGAAAAACUAAAUGAGAAGGCGCCCGACCAAGUUGAGGUGUUCAAGACCAACAUGAACAAAGUUAUGAAGGACAUCCUCGGCAGGUUUAAGGAACUACAGUUCUUCACCGGCGAGUCCAUGGACUGCGACGGUAUGGUUGCCAUGUGCGAGUACAGAGAUAUUGAUGGCCAGCAAGUGCCAAUCAUGAUGUUCUUCAAACAUGGUCUAGAAGAAGAGAAGUUCUAAGCAGCAUAAGUGUUCUGUAUACUCAUAAUAUUCCACACAUCGCCUAACUCAUCUUUUGUAUUUAUUUACAAACCAUGUCCGCUGGAUCCGGCUUCUCCCAUCACAAGGCUGAACAAUUUUGUAAUGUUAUCAAAUGUUACAUAACUUAAAUAAAUUAAUGACAGCA